Messenger RNA from Prunus avium (sweet cherry), 2130 nucleotides. RefSeq names its product cyclic nucleotide-gated ion channel 1-like. Gene Ontology annotation, molecular function: monoatomic ion channel activity. The record is from RefSeq and is a predicted model, not a curated record. Lineage: Eukaryota; Viridiplantae; Streptophyta; Magnoliopsida; Rosales; Rosaceae. Gene Ontology annotation, cellular component: membrane. Gene Ontology annotation, biological process: monoatomic ion transport; transmembrane transport.
AUGGCCAAACCCCAAAAACCUCGCGUGAAGACUAAGAUUAACACCCGCCAAAUCAAAAUUCCUCUUUCACUUUUCGGUGUCGAAAAAAUAAUCCCAAAUAUUGGCGAGCUAUUUCACAAACUAAUUGCAAUUGCUACAGGAGGGGCUAUUAAUGCUUCAACAAUUAUGGAGAUAUCCCAAGAGACAGCUGUGAACAUUGUAGAACAUACUGCACCAAGAGAAUUGCAACUACUAAGGUAUCCCCAAACAUUGCCCAGGCCUAAUCCUUCGAAGUACUGUCAUGCGCAUAUGCGGAGAUCUCUCAUAAGAAAUUUUUUUGCAUCCAUAAGGGCUCGAAUCCGAGACCACUUGCUUAAGCGACCAAAGCCCCUUCCACGUAGAAAAUUGCCAAAAAUAGUAAAGAGGGCAUUUUUGGCAUCAUGUGUAUUUGGGGUCUUAAUAGAUCCUUUAUUCUUUUAUAUUCCUAUCGUCAAUAAGAAAACCAAGUGCAUCGGGUUGGACAACAGUUUGAAGGGAGCGGCUAUUUCACUACGAUCGACAAUGGAUCUAUUUUAUGUAGUGAACAUUGUUAUUCAAAUUUUUAUCGAACCUAAAGUUCCAACAUUUAGGGUCAUGGGGAGAUCAUAUCUCCAUACCAUAGUUUUGACAAAAGGAGCCAUAUUAGUUGAAGAUGCUUUGGCAAUGGCUAACAGGAUUUUGAGGAUCUCAUCACACAUCUUAAUUGACUUUUUAGCUGUUCUUCCCAUUCCACAGGUAGUGAUCCUUAUUUUCAUGGACUCUAGUUCUUUGAAUACGAUGAAGUUUUUGUCUUUUCUUGCUCUGUUGCAAUAUGUACCACGAGUUCUUCGCAUCUACUUAUUGUGUACAAAACUCAACAAGACUCCUACUAGAGAGACUGAAAUAUGGAUUUUAUUUAAAGGCGCAUUCAGUUUCUUUUUGUACGUCCUUACUAGUCAUGUAUUUGGAGCUUUCUGGUACUUUUUAGCUAUCCAGCGGGAGACGGCUUGCUGGCAAAAUGCUUGUCGAAAUAACAAUGGAUGUGAACCUACUACCUUCUACUGUAAUGGUCGUACAAUCAGAAACAUCACAUUUCUGGACGACUUAUGCUCUAUAAAUCCACACAAUACUAAUGCAACACCCUUCGAUUUUGGCAUGUUUGUUGAGGCUGUUCAGUCUGGUGUGUUGGAGUCAACAAAUUUACCGAAAAAAUUCUUUCAUUGUUUCUGGUGGGGCUUGCGAAAUCUAAGUUCUCUAGGGCAAAACCUCGAGACGAGUAACUAUACAUGGGAAAAUAUCUUUGCCAUUUUUAUUUCUCUAAGUGGCUUGCUCCUGGUUCUACUAUACCUCACUACAAAUUUGAAGAUAUGUAUGCAGUUGGUAACUAGAACAUCAGCCAAGAUGAGAAUUAUACAGCAGCUGAAAAUGAAAGAUCUAGAGGUACAACUCUGGUUAUCUGAAAAUGACAUCCCUAAGAAUAUGAAGGCGACGAUCAUGCAAAAGGUGCACAAACAACUUGAACAAAACAAAGAUGUUCAUGUGGAGAAUAUCCUCUCUAUUCUUCCCUUGGAACAAAAGAGAUUUAUUAAGCGACAUCUCUGCUGGCCAACAAUGAAGAAAGUGCCAAUGCUUCGAGUUAUGGACGAUCAAGUGUUGAAAGAAAUCUUUGACUAUCUUAAGCCAGUGAGCUAUACAGAAGACAACCAUAUAAUUGUUGAGGGUGAACCACUUGUUAAAAUGCUCUUCAUCACUCAAGGCAUUUUGUUGACCUACACAACUAACAAUGGUGCUGGAAAAAGUAGUGGAGGUUCUUCAACCACCAAGUGUCUUGGCAAAGGUGAUUUCUAUGGAGAAGAACUUCUAACCUGGGCAUCAACAUUCUCCCCGCUUUCAGACUUACCCAUCUCCACAAGAUUUGUGAAGUCCCUCACAAAAGUGGAAGCAUUUGCACUCACGGCCAAUGACUUGAAGAUUAUAGCGUCUAAAUUCCAGUGGCAUUUUAAAACGGAUGUUGGGAUGACAGUAGAAUUCUGUGUAAAUGUUAUACAAGCCAGCUGGCGCCGCCGUGAUACAAGGAGGGCUAUGAACCGAACCCUCUCAGCUCCAACGAUGAGCACCAGUGGCAAAUCCUGA